CACGCGUACGCGUGAAAGCAAGAGUCGUUCCCCUUUGAUAUAAAAAAAUAAAUAAAUAAAUAACCGUUGUAUUUCACGUAACAUGAGCAACGCAUUUUGUUUAUCAAACCACCAAACCCCGGAUAAGUGUAAAACUCCGAAGUUUCGUGGCGACCAAACACAGUCAUUGCAACAGCUUCCGACCUGAACACGUGUCCCCACGUCCACAAGUCCAGCUGCAAUCCUUGAGGACCCCCCUCAAGUCGCCGGGUUGAGCAGGGGUCCCAGGCCUUGCCAGCGUGCACGCCGCUACAACAGCUCGGUUGGCAUCGACCCUCCUGGCAUCGAUCCCCUGUGACGUGUGGCCCAAGACUUCGUGGCGGACCUUGGGUCCAGGUGGCGCUGCUCUGGUUGGACGAGAAGAUUCAGCGGACUCGUGGCGGAUUCGCGAGUUUAAAUACCUGAUUUCUCCUCAAGUCUUCCUCUCUCAUAGCAUCCCUAUAGAAGCCGCUGGCUCGUAGCUUGGUCCAACACUUUUCACUAGAUAUCUGAAACGCCGAAAUGUUUCUGUUUCUGCUCUCGGCCUUCACCACCCUCCUGGCGCUAGGCGCCUGCGACAAAAACUUCACAGUCACCUCUGAGGUGGUGCUGGAGGUAGAGGUGAAGAAUUACAACGGUCAAGGCGAUGACAUUAGCGGACAGGUCGUGAUUGGUCUCUUCGGGGACACAGUGCCAGUUGCAUCCCUGAACUUCAAAACUCUUUGCUCCGGAUUCAAAAGACCAAGUAGCCAAAUCAACGCAGGGAAAUCCAGGAAGGCACGUAGGCAGCAGAGACAGGUCGGCGGAUUCGGAGACGGAGAGCAAUACCUGAUGGCUAUCAACAGAAUGGGCCCACAGGACAAGGAUGUCCGCCCCAAACGCCCUGUCAGAUUCACAGAGUGCAACGUCAACGAGGUCAAGAAAUACGAACUCUCCGUCAAAGACAUGAAGACUGACGAUUUGGAGGGCAUUGUUUCUCUUUAAAUACAAUAUUUUUUCUUAAAAUACUUUAUAUGUAUUGUUCAUUUUGCAGUCUGUUGUAUUGUGAGUCCCUUGUUUAAUUGUCUGUCCUAAAAGAGUCGUCUGAGGAUGCGUUUAGUAUAAAUAAAUUUCAUUCUUCGAUUUCACAACGUCAUGAGCAAAAACAUUUACGUGUACGGAGUGUAUGUUUUGGAAAGAAAGGCUGAGUGUUAGAAUGUAGCGGUGUGUAUCUUUGUGCUGACAAGACUCGUCGACUAGUGUGCAUCUAUUCUUUGUUCUCUUCUCUGUACUUUUGCAUUUUUCAAUCAUCUUUGUUUAAUGCAAGAACCUGCUUUCUGUAACAUGCUCCGAAGCAGAACAAAUGAUGCAAUAAAAUACAAAACUUGAUAUGC
This is a messenger RNA of Aplysia californica (California sea hare), 1391 nucleotides long. RefSeq names its product peptidyl-prolyl cis-trans isomerase H. Lineage: Eukaryota; Metazoa; Mollusca; Gastropoda; Aplysiida; Aplysiidae. Gene Ontology annotation, cellular component: intracellular membrane-bounded organelle. Gene Ontology annotation, biological process: protein peptidyl-prolyl isomerization. The record is from RefSeq and is a predicted model, not a curated record. Gene Ontology annotation, molecular function: peptidyl-prolyl cis-trans isomerase activity.